AGCUUGUCUCAAAACUUUGAUACCACCUCGUAAGACUGCAAAAUGGAGACACUCUCUUUAAGAGUGAAAUUGAGACACUGUCCCUUUAAGAGCGUGAAAUUGCGACACUGUCCCUUUAAGAGCUGUACAUGCCCCCUUAUCGGCUGAUGUGUUACGUCACCAAUCCUACAAAUCAGUUUAGUAGUAAUUAGUUCGUCAGCGGGCGGAUGGGGAUGAGGAAUCCGGCUCGGUGAGUUGGUAACACAGCGGACCAGAAGGAAGGAUUAUUCCGCCGAACCGGACCGUUUAAUGAAGGGAGCUGUAGUGUAGCGGCGGAUAGGGCAGAGUGCGCAUGCGCAGGGGGCGCAUGCCCGUGUGCGGUUUGAAAGGCUGAACCUUUGGUUACUUCACUUCUGUUUUAGUUCCGUAAUGGGGGUUGUUUCCACACACACACACACCAUGAGGGCACCGGGGAGCGGUUAAUGUCGCUCUUUUUGUAUUGACGAUAAGAAAUUAACUAAAAGGGAAUUCAGAUUCAGUUUAUUUGGAUUAUUAAAAGAAACAGGUUUUAAACCAAAUAAUGGACCCCGUGUUCUUGUGACGUCACGCCUACGGUUUCUAGCCAAUCAGCUUCUCGUGACUGUUACCCGCGUGCGCCCCAUCCUCAGCCAAUCAGCUUCCGCAGAAGGUCGACCCGCGCUCCUGAGGUGGAGUGCAGGUCCUGAGGAGCGCAGUGAGGAACCCUAGGGGACACCAGGACACCUUCUAUCUCUAUUCCGCGUUUGGGUUCCCCGUUGCCGUGUGUGGGCUGUGCGCAUGCGCGUGUUUGUGUCAUGGGAACCCUGAGGAACGGAUGGACCAAGAGAGAGAGCUUCAUCCUUUCUGUGGACGUCGGGACGACCUCCAUCAGGUGCCAUGUUUAUGAUAAACAAGCCAACAUCCGGGGAUCCUGCAGCCGAAAGGUAUCUCUGCUGUACCCUCAGCGAGGCUGGGUGGAGAUGGACCCUGAGGAUCUGUGGCAGAACUUCAUCAGUGUGGUGAAAGGAGCGGUGCACGAUUCAGGUUUACAGAUGAGUCAGAUGGAGGCACUGGGUAUCUCAACUCAGAGAGCCUCCUUCACCACCUGGCACAGGAAGACGGGGAAACCGUUCCAUAACUUGAUUGGAUGGCAGGACCUGCGAGCUGCUGAGAUGGUCAAAUCCUGGAACAACUCAUGCACCAUGAAGGUCAUACAAGGUGUGAUGAGGAUGCUGCACUUCCUCAGCAGACGGAAACGUUUCCUGGCUGCGAGUUUGGUGGUCUUCACACCGCAGCACGUCUCCAUGCGUCUGGCCUGGGCUUUACAGCACAUCCCUCAGUUGCAGCAGGCGGUUGAUGAAGGAACUUGUUGUUUUGGGACCAUUGACACGUGGCUGCUUUAUAAACUCACUAAAGGUUUGGUCCAUGCUACAGAUUAUUCCAACGCCAGCUCAACUGCCAUUUUUGAUUCCUACCAGAUGUGUUGGAGUGGGUUUCUGUGUUCUCUCCUCUCUCUACCUCUCUCCAUUCUCCCCACAGUGUACAACACCAGUCAUAAUUUUGGUUCCUCAGAUCCCGACAUCUUUGGAGUUUCUAUUCCUAUCACUUCAGUUAUGGCGGAUCAGCAGGCGGCCAUGUUUGGUGAGUGCUGCUUUGACACUGGUGAUGUAAAGAUCACCAUGGGAACAGGAACUUUUAUGGACAUCAACACAGGGAACAAACCACACACCUCUGGAGCAGGACUGUAUCCUCUGGUAGGCUGGAAGAUCGGCUCUGAGGUUGUGUAUCUUGCGGAAGGAAAUGCUGCAGAUACAGGAACCGCGAUCAGAUGGGCUCAGGAGAUCGAACUGUUUACAGAUGUAAAGGACACCUCAGCCAUUGCCAGCAGUGUGCAUGAUUCGGACGGAGUGUGUUUCGUUCCUUCUUUCAGCGGUUUGCAGGCACCCUUAAAUGACCCUAAAGCGUGUGCAUCGUUCAUGGGUCUGAAACCCUCCACCACCAAGAGUCACCUGGUCCGCGCUAUUUUAGAGUCCAUUGCCUUCAGGAAUAAGCAGCUGUUUGAUGUGGUGCUUCGGGAAACUCAAAUCCCCAUCACUACAAUCAGGGCAGACGGAGGUGUGUGUAUGAACGACUUCAUCAUGCAGUUAAGUGCAGACCUGCUGGAGUGUAAGAUCUCACGGCCCACACACUUCGACAUGUCGUGUCUCGGGGUGGCGUUCGUAGCCGGGCUGGGAGUCGGUUUCUGGAAGAGUAAAGAGGAGCUGAAGAAGCUGCAGAUGACGGAUCGUCUCUUCAUUCCUCACCGUGUUAAAGGAGGUGGUGGAGGUGGUGGAGGUGGUGUGUAUGAUUCAGUCAUGCAGAGCUGGGAACAGGCCCUGCAGCGCUCCAUGCACUGGUACACACAGACGUCAUGAUGCACACACACACACACACACACACACACACACACACUGUCUCUGUGGCAGGAUGGUCAGAGUUCAGUCGUGUUUUUCUCCCUGAAACUCUUUUAUUACGUUUACAACCUGGCGUGGUGAUGAUGAUGAAGAUGAUGAAGAAGAAAAAGAGCCAUAUUUUACUCUCCUGUGCCUUCAGUGUGACACACCGCUGCCGUAUUACACUUUUAUUCAUGGUGUAUGUUUUAUAGCUUCGUUCAGCCGUGUUUUACUCCCUUACGCUUUUUUACUUUUCCCCAAUAAAUACUAACAAUUUAUUAGGUGUGUGAAGAAAGACAUGAUGCAGGUGAGAUGGUGAGAAGAUAAAAUAUUACAGUCAGAAGGUGAUGAAGUGUGUAGAGUGGAUCCUGAUCCCUGUCAUAAGGAGUUAUUAUAAUUCAUAAGGUGCCACAAGAAGCCAUAAGGUAUCGUAAGGUGUCAUUAGAAGUGUCCCAAGAUUCCACUUAUGAUGUACAAAAGAUCUCAUUUAUAAAGCGCAUUCCAGAUACGGCUCAUUUGCAUGUAGCCACGCCCACUAAACUCCAUAAAAGGUAAAGUACAUGAACCGCAGGAGCACAAAAUGAGCGAUCAGGAUAAAGUCAGAGAAACAGAAGUGGAGCUUAAAAUGACUCGCUUUUAUACUACUACUACUACUAAUAAUAAUCUAUAGCUCUCGAGUUACAUUACUUACAAGUCACUACAUUUCACAUCUUAAAUUCAUUUCUCUUUUAAAUAUAAAAUAAAGCUUUCUACUCAGAAGCAGACAUUCAUUUAAUGUAAUAAAUCAUUUUUAUAAGGAGGCAGAAUGUAAAAAUCUGAUUAUAUAAAACAUUUAUUUUUUCUUUUCUAACAAAUUGAAUUAUAAAACUAUAUAUUUGUAUAUAUUUUUUCUCUGUUUAAAAACUCUUUAAUGUGUAAAUAAUGAAGAAUCACGUGUUGCCGUGUCGCAUCUGUUCUUCACCGACGGCACAAAUCUUCUCUUUUACUUAAAAAAUAAUCACCAGCUUUGAGGGAGUAAUAAAUACACAUCUCUCAGAUUCA
Molecule: messenger RNA, 3470 nt
Organism: Silurus meridionalis
Lineage: Eukaryota; Metazoa; Chordata; Actinopteri; Siluriformes; Siluridae
Gene: gk5
Product: glycerol kinase 5
Exons: 16
Coding region: 813-2411 (532 amino acids)
Biological process (GO): glycerol metabolic process; glycerol-3-phosphate biosynthetic process; triglyceride metabolic process
Cellular component (GO): mitochondrion
Molecular function (GO): glycerol kinase activity
Source: RefSeq, a predicted model, not a curated record